Molecule: messenger RNA, 372 nt
Organism: Argiope bruennichi
Lineage: Eukaryota; Metazoa; Arthropoda; Arachnida; Araneae; Araneidae
Exons: 2
Coding region: 1-372 (123 amino acids)
Source: RefSeq, a predicted model, not a curated record
AUGGUACAUGAGGCUAAUGACGAAAAACUGAACAAUGAAGUAGAAGUAGUAGGAAGUAGUCUCCUCAAUAUAGAAGUAGAAGUAGAAGUAGUAGGAAGUAGUCUCCUCAAGAUAGAAGUAGAAGUAGAAGUAGUAGGAAGUAGUCUCCUCGAGAUAGAAGUAGAAGUAGAAUUAGUAGGAAGUAGUCUCCUCAAGAUAGAAGUAGAAGUAGAAGUAGUAGGAAGUAGUCUCCUCAAGACAGAAGUAGAAGUAGAAGUAGUAGGAAGUAGUCUCCUCAAGAUAGAAGUAGAAGUAGUAGGAAGUAGUCUCCUCAAGAUAGAAGUAGAAGUAGUAAGAAGUAGUCUCCUCAAAACUUUCUCGCAUAUUCAUUAA